AUGUCAAGUCCUUUCUUUGUAUCACAGCCCGAGUCUCCAGUGAAUUAUGUCCAAACUGUCUUCGACGCAUUGCCUAAAGAUAACAACUGUGUUAAUGAAUUGAACUAUAUCAUUCACUUUUUUCAAAGCGCAGUGUCGCAACAAGACAUGACGAUGUUCUAUGCGAACAAGAGAUCACUGAAAACGGGGAAACAUCAAUUGCACUUUUUCUUCCAACCGUUGAAAAUGAAAAUGGAAGGCGAGAAAUUCCGGUCGACAUUCAAUGAGAACUUUAAAUUGGUCUCUGUUGCUUGGACGAAGGAUCGAGAUAACAUCAUCUAUGUCUUACGCUUUGAUAAACGCUUUGCUUUGUUCUGUAGUGGAACCAAAAGUGUGUAUGAGGCCUUUGAAAUUGAUUUGAGAGACCCACUGAUCACUGACCACAUCAAAAUUGUGUAUGGCGGGGAUGACCAAAACAAUGUGUUUUAUAUCUACUCGGUGAACUGGAUGAAAAUGCUCACAAUGAACAAGAGAGAUCCUCAUAGAUAUAAAGUCGUCACAUUCAACUCGAAACCAGAAAGUCAUGUUGUUGAUCUCUCCAUAUUCAGCAAUUCGCUGUAUGUCUUCUCGACUUCGAUGACACUCCGAUUCACCGUUGGCGCCACAAAUGGCCCUAGUCGACCACUUAAUAUAAAAAGUGAGUAUUUUGGGCAUUUUCUUGCUGUGAUGGAACAAUACAACUCGUCGCAAAAUGUCAAAUGUCUCAGCUCUGAACUGGAGAACGCGUGUUUUCUUGGAAUCGAGAAAUUUGGAUUUCCACUCUCCGUCCCGAAAGAAAAGGGGAACUGGAAUCGAAUCGCAAUGGGUCCCGUGAUGAUGGAAAAAGUUAUUAACAGUUACUUGUAUUUGAUGUGCUUGAGUAGAGACUACUGCGUGUUACUUCGGUUCUACGAAGACCGAGCCGAGUGUUUGUUUGAGCAAAAAAGUGAAGGGAGUUUCAUGAAUGUAUAUUAUGGGUUUGGGAUGUUUUAUAUAAUUAAAGCGGAAGAGGUUAUCGUGUAUAAUACAGUGAAUAACCAAACAUUCACACUCAUUACUAAAACAGACGAAUUGCAAAUGCUGACAAGUAUUACUGAUAUUAAACAAGGUAAUGGUAAGAUGGGGAUAUUAACUAUCGACACGAAGGAUGUCGAGUUGAGAAUGGUCAAAAUAGGAAUUGAUGGGUUUGUCCAGAGAAUAUCACCGAUGAUCGACUUGACCUUUUUAACACGGGGGUUCUAUCCGGAAGGUCUUUUGAAGAACAUGAGGUUGUUACAUAUCGACUUUUCGGUAAUAACUAAAGAAAGUGUGAUGCUCAAUAUACUCACGGAUAUCGGGAGAAGACUGUUGUUAGAUGACAAUCCGUUGCUAGAGACGUUGGUGACCAAAACCGUUAUAGACCUUGAUUUGAAGCCAAUACCAUUUCCUACUGACCUUGAAAAAUAUUCGAAGAGCGAUUUUAUGAAUGUGUUUCCGUACAUGAAAAGUGUUGUUGGACCAAAUGGAGUCGGUAAAGAAGAAUGGAAAACACGAGCUGUUUUAGUGUUACAAGCACUAUUAAAAGCAAAAGGUGACAAAUUACGGACGCUCGCAGAAAGCUAUUUGAAUGUUGUUGAAACGAUUCUCUCGAAGAUCCAAGACGAGUUUACGAAGAGAAUAGAAGGGAUGACACAACAACAGAAAUUAUUCGAGACGGUGAUUUUCAAUGGUGCAAUGAAUGGCGUCAUGAAAGAAAUUGGUCUCGAAAAAGAAGACGGAUACUGCGAUAUCAAUGUCCAAUUUUUCGAGAAAUAUCCAUUUGAUAUUAUCAUCCAAUUUGUCAACGUCGGCAUUCUCGAGUUUUCGAUGAUGGAGGCAAGCACCUUAUUAAACCGAUUCAACAAAGAAAGUGAAAUCCACAAGGACGCAAAUUGGAAAAGACGAGAACGCAAGUUUUUGGGAGAGAGGCUUGGAGGCGCUGGUGCGCAGUCGACUCUUGUUGCUCUUGGUAUUAACGAAGGCGUCAGGAAAGUGACAUACAAUGGUGUUGGUGAUCGCCAUUUUUUGGUGACAGAAAGUAACCCUGACAUUCUAUUGAUCCGAAAAGAAGUCGAAGAAGAAAAACAAAAAGGAAGAGCUAAUGAUACAAAUUUCAUGUCAAAAUCACUUGUCCCGAAAUUUUUCAAACACAACGUCCAGCGUAUGUUUGAUUAA
Messenger RNA from Entamoeba invadens IP1, 2211 nucleotides. RefSeq lists its product as hypothetical. Lineage: Eukaryota; Evosea; Mastigamoebida; Endamoebidae. Bases 1 to 2211 code for a protein of 736 amino acids. The transcript has a single exon. The record is from RefSeq and is a predicted model, not a curated record.